AUGGCUGCCGCAAUGUUGACGAGGGUCCGGUGUGCUGUCCGCAAUGUGUUGCCAGCAUCUGCCCGGAUUUGGCAGAGCAGUUUGUCUGGGUGUCAGCAGUCCACUAUGCCUGAACCGCUGACAGUCUUGAAUGAUGAGGAGCAACUGAUGAGGGAUACUGUCAGAAGAUUUGCUAAAGAAGUUAUUGAACCUCGUGUUAAAAUAAUGGAUGAAGCUUCACACAUGGAUGAACAACUUAUUGAUGCACUCUUUCAACAAGGGUUCAUGGGAGUUGAAAUCGAUCACAAGUAUGGUGGUUCAGGAUUAAGUUUCUUUAUUGCCAAUCUUGUCAUAGAAGAGAUUGCCAAAGUCGACCCAUCUGUGGCUGCCUGUGUUGAUGUCCAUAAUACGGUGGUGAAUACAGCCAUAAAUAAUAACGCUACUGAGGAACAAAAAGCCAGAUUUCUUCCAAAACUUGCAACUGAAUUUUGUGGUAGUUUUUGUUUAUCUGAAGAAGGAUCCGGAAGUGAUGCCUUUGCUAUGAAGACUCAAGCUGUGAAACAUGGUGAUAAAUAUGUAUUAAAUGGAACUAAAUUAUGGAUUUCUAAUGCUGAGCAUGCAGGUUUAUAUGUAGUCUUUGCUAAUGCCGACCCAUCAAAGGUUCCUGAGUGUAAUAUCUUGGGUGAAGUUGGUAAAGGUUAUAAGUAUGCCAUAGAGACUUUGAAUGAAGGUAGAAUUGGCAUUGCAUCACAGAUGAAUGGUUUAACACAAGGUGCUUUGAAUCAUGUUAUUCCAUACACUAUAAGUAGAAAACAAUUUGGACACAGUAUUUUUGAUUUUCAGUCUAUGAAUCAUCAGAUCUCCAAAGCUGUGAUACAACUUGAAGCAGCUAAACUAAUGACUUAUAAUGCAGCAAGGUUAAAGGAUGCUGGACUUCCAUUCACCAAGGAGGCAGCCAUGGCAAAGUACAUGUCCUCUGAGACGGCAUCAUGGGUGACAUCUAAGUGUAUUGAUUGGAUGGGAGGUUUGGGGAUAACUAAAGGUUUCCAAGUUGAAAAAUAUUUCAGAGAUUGUAAAGUAGGGACUAUCUAUGAAGGGACUUCUAAUAUACAGUUAAACACUAUUGCCAAGUUUUUAAGACAAGAAUAUGCCGAAUAAAAGUUGAAAGAAAUGAUGAAAACAGGUGAUGGAAUAAUGUUGAAUAUAUCUUAGUGGACUACUGUUGGAAUUGUUUGAAUCCCUACAACUUGUGAUGAAUCCUGCCUUUACAGAUUUUCUUGAUCUUCCUGAUAUACUGCCUUUCUGUACAAUGUUGGUAUUCACUCAAUCGAUGACUGAAUACAAGUCUUACUAAGUAUGGAAUAUGCUUGCAGUUCAAUUACUCGUACUGUCAUGUGGCUAAAUGAAUGUGGUCUAUAACUCAAAAAUAACUUCCCUGAUGGGAUGAUAGUGGUGAUGGGAGUCAGAAUUAUACAUAAGAAUAGUUUCCAUGGGAGGUAGCAUUGUUGUUUUCACUCUCAAAAUUCUGAAGAUUUGUUUUUAUGAAGCUAAACCUUCCUGUGACCACCUGUCAGAUUUGCAUGCAUCUUUCCAAAAAAGUUUGUGUUGACAAAAUUAGCAAGUCAUUGUCAAUGAC
Messenger RNA from Saccoglossus kowalevskii, 1615 nucleotides. Its product is annotated as short/branched chain specific acyl-CoA dehydrogenase, mitochondrial-like. Gene Ontology annotation, cellular component: mitochondrion. Gene Ontology annotation, molecular function: flavin adenine dinucleotide binding; acyl-CoA dehydrogenase activity. The record is from RefSeq and is a predicted model, not a curated record. NCBI's taxonomy places the organism in Eukaryota, Metazoa, Hemichordata, Enteropneusta, Harrimaniidae.